Poeciliopsis prolifica (blackstripe livebearer) is the source of this 902-nucleotide messenger RNA. RefSeq lists its product as uncharacterized. The transcript has 8 exons. The record is from RefSeq and is a predicted model, not a curated record. Gene Ontology annotation, biological process: DNA-templated transcription initiation. Gene Ontology annotation, molecular function: DNA binding; RNA polymerase II general transcription initiation factor activity. Bases 60 to 812 code for a protein of 250 amino acids. Lineage: Eukaryota; Metazoa; Chordata; Actinopteri; Cyprinodontiformes; Poeciliidae.
ACCGCAGUCAGUUGCCAACAAACAGCAGCAGAGUGGACACUGACGAAACAUUUCCCAUAAUGGACUCCGUCAUGGACUGGCACAACCUGGAGCACUUUUUUGACAAGUAUGUCUUAACUGAGACAAAACAGGAGGAGAUUAAAGAUGUAAUCAAAGAGCUUAUGAUCUGCUUGGAACAGAACAACACAGCUGAACAUAAUGAUAGGACUUUGGAUGUCUUGCCAAGCAACAGCACCAUUUCUAUUCCCCCUUCAGUUCCAGAAAAAUCUGUGGACCUCACAUUCAAACCACAGAUACAUAACGUCUUGUCUACAGCAAGGCUCGGCUGUAAAUUGGACCUAGACUUUAUAGCCAGAAACAAGUGGAACUGUGAGUACAACCCAAAGACUUUUCCAGCAAUCACCAUGAGAAUCCGCAAGCCAAGAUCCACAGCACGAUUGUUUAGAAACGGGACCCUUGUUUGUGCAGGAGCCAAGAGCAUCGACGAGUCUCACCGAGCAGUCAGGAAGUUCGCCAGAAUCGUGCAAAAGCUCAACUUCCCGGUCCGCCUUCUGAACUUUCAAAUCAAGAACAUUUUGAGCUGCGGCAAAUUCUUCCCAGUUCACUUAGCAGAUGUUCGACAAGCAUAUUGUAAAGAGUGCAGCUACCACCCGGAGAUGUUUCCAAGCCUCUUUUUUCGGGGGGUUCCUGGAACCACUGCCACCAUCUCUCCAAAUGGGUAUGUAAUUCUAAAUGGACCUCGAAAUACAGAAGAGCUCCAUAAAGCAUCAGAAGCCAUCUCCCUGAUCCUGAGCCCCUUCAGGAAGCAGUGAAAACCAGAGCUGCUCUAUUUUAAACUGUUUGUGAGAUGCAAACAAUUUUGAGUAAAACAAUAAAUCUCACUAAAUUGUUUAAGAGAGAAA